Exaiptasia diaphana is the source of this 1281-nucleotide messenger RNA. RefSeq lists its product as uncharacterized. The record is from RefSeq and is a predicted model, not a curated record. Bases 43 to 576 code for a protein of 177 amino acids. Lineage: Eukaryota; Metazoa; Cnidaria; Anthozoa; Actiniaria; Aiptasiidae. The transcript has 3 exons. Gene Ontology annotation, biological process: spermatogenesis.
GUCAAGUAGAGUCUGUUAUGCUCAAAAACAUCGCUUCCUUAAAUGUCUAAAUUCCACAACAAUAGCAAUAUAAUGACGCCUCAGAUAUCUCCAAAGGAUAUCCCACAAAAUACAAGUGAUUCUGAAUCCGAAGAAGAGCAUGUUGUUACAAACAUCAACCAUGAAUCUAGCAGUAGUGAAGACGACGAUGGCGACAUUGUAAACGAAAUUUCUGGCUAUGUUCCUCUUUCAAUGAACGAUGGAAAUGAUGAUAAUAACGAUCAUCAUAUACAAAUGAUWGAGGGUGAUUCAAAUGAUGCUGARUGCAUUGAAAGUCAAGAGGUACCUCAAACUGAUACUGCAACAUCAGCCUCUGUUAGUACAGAUAUUACAACAGAAGAAACACAUAUUAAUAUGGAUAAUGAUCAAAUAAAAUUGAUUCAACAAGUUAUGACAAAUAUAUCUCUGCCAUCAUCAUCGAUACCAGAAUGGGCAAAAGUUGUCCCUGAAGACAGAUGGAAAAAUUCACUUUUAACAAGUCUAGAGAAUCGAACUCACACUAAAACUGAACCCGAGAGAACUGAUCAUCAAGAAUAGAUUAUAUAUAAAUAACAUUUUUGUUUAAAGAUUAUCAGGGCCAUCUUGAGUUCAUAUAAUUUUUGUCUCAUGUGAAGAAAGCCAAUGAACAUCAAAGAAGAUAUCAAUGAAGUAUAUUUAUACAAGAAAUUUCRACAUCAAAAGUACUGAAACCUGGUUAAAUUAACUUUUAAGGAGUGGACAUGCAGCAGGAAUCAAUUGGAUCCAUUGAGAGAAAUUGCUCAAACCUACAAGAAAAAUAUCCUAGAAUCCUCAGUUCCUUUUACUUUUAUUAUGUCUAGAACGAUCUGCAAAUCCACAAYUUACUAAGGAUAUCUAAAAUGCAAACACCUUUAUCAAGAAAGAACCAAAUCAGCCAAUCCAAAUCCCUGAUGCCCAUCUCCUUGGGUAAUCCUGAUUAACCCAGAUAACAAUGAAUCCAGACAUUGAUAAAACUGACARAUAAACUGGGUUAAACAAACAAUCAUUGAGGAAUUGAGCUGAAGGCUUCAUUUCGAUUGGUUCAAGAUAUUUGAUUGAUGUUAAAUUAUCAUUAGUUACAGUAGCCAAAAUAUUAAAAGGGGCAUUGUUCAUGUAAAGUGUGUAUAUGCUAUUGUAAGAAAGUCAUCUUGAAACUGGAAUGUACGUCAKUACUCAGUGCAAAUGACAUAACAAAAAUACGACCUUUCGGUUUUCAAGGAAAAAUAAAAUUUAUAUAUAUGUGUA